Molecule: messenger RNA, 7597 nt
Organism: Oryctolagus cuniculus (rabbit)
Lineage: Eukaryota; Metazoa; Chordata; Mammalia; Lagomorpha; Leporidae
Source: RefSeq, a predicted model, not a curated record
GGCCGGGCCGGCAUCCCCGCGGCGCCCCUCCGCUAGUGGAGCGGACCAAGCCAAUUCUCCUUUGCAGCAAAGAAAAAAAAAAAGGAAAAAAAAAAAAAAAAGAAAAUUCCAUGUAUAUAUUAUUGAGAUAAUAUAUACAUCUGAUUUUAUUUUUUUAAAAAGUUUAUUUUGCUCCAUUUUUGAAAAAGAGGGAGCGUGGGUGGCGAGCGGUUUUUAUAAAUUAUCCGUAUUUUCUGUUAUUUGUCCCCGGCGCUCCCCACCCCCUGCCGGAGCGAGAAUAAGGGCAGGGACCGCGUCUUCUGCGUGCUCGGGAACCCCCUUCCCUGUGCGUCCCCAGCCCGGGCGCCCAGCACAGUGCCCUGCACACAGUAGGCGCUCAAUCAAUGUUCGUGGAUGAUGAUGAUGAUGAUGAUGAAGAAAAUGCAGCAUCAACGGCAGCAGCAAGCGGACCACGCGAACGAGGCAAACUAUGCAAGAGGCACCAGACUCCCUCUUUCUGGGGAAGGACCAACUUCUCAGCCGAACAGCUCCAAGCAAACUGUCCUGUCUUGGCAGGCUGCUAUCGACGCUGCUCGACAGGCCAAGGCUGCCCAAACCAUGAGCACCUCUGCACCCCCACCUGUAGGAUCUCUCUCCCAAAGAAAACGUCAGCAAUACGCCAAGAGCAAAAAACAGGGGAGCUCGUCCAACAGCCGGCCCGCCCGCGCCCUUUUCUGUCUGUCACUCAAUAACCCCAUCCGGAGAGCCUGCAUUAGUAUAGUGGAAUGGAAACCAUUUGACAUAUUUAUAUUAUUGGCUAUUUUUGCCAAUUGUGUGGCCUUAGCUAUUUACAUCCCAUUCCCUGAAGAUGAUUCUAAUUCAACAAAUCAUAACUUGGAAAAAGUAGAAUAUGCCUUCCUGAUUAUUUUUACAGUCGAGACAUUUUUGAAGAUUAUAGCGUAUGGAUUACUGCUGCAUCCUAAUGCUUACGUUAGGAACGGAUGGAAUUUACUGGAUUUUGUUAUAGUAAUAGUAGGGUUGUUCAGUGUAAUUCUGGAACAAUUAACCAAAGAAACAGAAGGCGGGAGCCACUCCAGCGGCAAGUCAGGGGGCUUUGAUGUCAAAGCGCUCCGUGCCUUUCGAGUGCUACGACCUCUCCGACUCGUGUCAGGAGUGCCCAGUUUACAAGUUGUCCUGAACUCCAUUAUAAAAGCCAUGGUUCCCCUCCUCCACAUAGCCCUUUUGGUAUUAUUUGUAAUCAUAAUCUAUGCUAUUAUAGGAUUGGAACUUUUUAUUGGGAAAAUGCACAAAACAUGUUUUUUUGCUGACUCAGACAUCGUAGCUGAAGAGGACCCAGCUCCGUGUGCGUUCUCAGGGAACGGACGCCAGUGUACCGCCAAUGGCACGGAAUGUAGGAGCGGCUGGGUCGGCCCCAAUGGGGGCAUCACCAACUUUGAUAACUUUGCCUUUGCAAUGCUCACCGUGUUCCAGUGCAUCACCAUGGAGGGCUGGACGGAUGUGCUCUAUUGGGUAAAUGAUGCGAUAGGAUGGGAAUGGCCAUGGGUGUAUUUUGUUAGUCUCAUCAUCCUUGGCUCAUUUUUCGUGCUUAACCUGGUUCUUGGUGUCCUUAGUGGAGAAUUCUCCAAGGAAAGAGAGAAGGCGAAAGCUCGGGGAGAUUUCCAGAAGCUUCGAGAGAAGCAGCAGCUAGAGGAGGACCUCAAGGGCUACUUGGAUUGGAUCACCCAGGCUGAAGACAUCGAUCCCGAGAACGAGGAGGAAGGAGGAGAGGAAGGCAAACGAAACACCAGCAUGCCCACCAGCGAGACCGAGUCUGUGAACACGGAGAACGUCAGUGGCGAAGGCGAGACGCAGGGCUGCUGUGGGAGUCUCUGGUGCUGGUGGAGAAGAAGAGGCGCAGCCACGGCGGGGCCCUCGGGGUGUCGGCGGUGGGGUCAAGCCAUCUCAAAGUCCAAACUCAGCCGGCGCUGGCGUCGCUGGAAUCGCUUCAGCCGCAGGAGGUGCCGGGCCGCCGUGAAGUCUGUCACGUUUUACUGGCUGGUGAUCGUCCUGGUGUUUCUCAACACCCUAACCAUCUCCUCCGAGCACUACAAUCAGCCGGACUGGUUGACGCAGAUUCAAGACAUCGCUAACAAGGUCCUUCUGGCCCUGUUCACCUGUGAGAUGCUGGUGAAGAUGUACAGCCUGGGUCUGCAGGCGUAUUUCGUGUCUCUCUUCAACCGAUUUGAUUGCUUUGUGGUGUGCGGUGGGAUUACGGAGACCAUCUUAGUGGAGCUGGAGAUCAUGUCGCCCCUGGGCAUCUCUGUGUUCCGGUGUGUGCGCCUUUUACGAAUCUUCAAGGUGACCAGGCACUGGACUUCUCUGAGCAACCUAGUGGCGUCCUUGUUGAACUCCAUGAAGUCCAUCGCUUCGCUGCUGCUUCUGCUCUUCCUCUUCAUCAUCAUCUUUUCCCUGCUCGGGAUGCAGCUGUUCGGCGGCAAGUUUAACUUUGACGAGACGCAGACCAAGCGGAGCACCUUCGACAACUUCCCCCAGGCGCUCCUGACGGUGUUCCAGAUUCUGACAGGGGAAGACUGGAACGCCGUGAUGUACGACGGCAUCAUGGCGUACGGCGGCCCGUCCUCCUCGGGAAUGAUCGUGUGCAUCUACUUCAUCAUCCUCUUCAUCUGUGGCAACUAUAUUCUACUGAACGUCUUCUUGGCCAUCGCUGUAGACAAUCUGGCUGAUGCUGAAAGUCUGAACACUGCUCAGAAGGAAGAAGCCGAGGAGAAAGAAAGGAAAAAGAUUGCCAGGAAAGAGAGCCUAGAAAAUAAAAAGAACAGCAAACCAGAAGUCAACCAGAUAGCCAACAGCGAAAACAAGGUUACCAUUGAUGACUAUCGAGAGGAGGAUGAAGACAAGGACCCCUAUCCACCUUGUGAUGUGCCAGUAGGUGAAGAGGAAGAGGAGGAGGAAGAGGAUGAGCCUGAGGUUCCUGCUGGUCCCCGUCCUCGCAGAAUCUCGGAGUUGAACAUGAAGGAGAAGAUUGCCCCCAUCCCCGAAGGGAGUGCUUUCUUCAUUCUUAGCAAGACCAACCCGGUCCGUGUGGGCUGUCACAAACUCAUCAACCACCACAUCUUCACCAACCUCAUCCUGGUUUUCAUCAUGCUGAGCAGCGCCGCCCUGGCCGCCGAGGACCCCAUCCGCAGCCACUCCUUCCGGAACACGAUACUGGGUUACUUUGACUAUGCUUUCACAGCCAUCUUUACUGUCGAAAUCCUCUUGAAGAUGACAACGUUUGGAGCUUUCCUGCACAAAGGAGCCUUCUGCAGGAACUACUUCAACCUGCUGGACAUGCUGGUCGUUGGCGUGUCUCUGGUGUCGUUUGGGAUCCAAUCCAGUGCCAUCUCCGUUGUGAAGAUUCUAAGGGUCUUAAGGGUCCUGAGGCCGCUCAGGGCCAUCAACAGAGCGAAAGGACUUAAGCACGUCGUCCAGUGUGUCUUCGUGGCCAUCCGGACGAUCGGCAACAUCAUGAUCGUCACCACCCUCCUCCAGUUCAUGUUUGCCUGCAUUGGGGUCCAGUUGUUCAAGGGGAAGUUCUAUCGCUGCACGGAUGAAGCCAAAAGUAACCCUGAGGAAUGUAGGGGCCUUUUCAUCCUCUACAAGGACGGGGAUGUCGAUAGCCCCGUGGUGCGGGAGAGGAUCUGGCAAAACAGCGACUUCAACUUUGACAACGUCCUGUCUGCUAUGAUGGCGCUCUUCACGGUCUCCACGUUUGAGGGCUGGCCUGCGUUGCUGUACAAAGCCAUCGACUCCAACGGAGAGAACGUGGGCCCUGUCUACAACCACCGCGUGGAGAUCUCCAUCUUCUUCAUCAUCUACAUCAUCAUCGUCGCUUUCUUCAUGAUGAACAUCUUUGUGGGCUUUGUCAUCGUGACAUUUCAGGAGCAGGGAGAAAAAGAGUAUAAGAACUGUGAGCUGGACAAAAAUCAGCGUCAGUGCGUUGAGUACGCCUUGAAAGCACGUCCCCUGCGGAGAUACAUCCCCAAAAACCCCUACCAGUACAAGUUCUGGUACGUGGUGAACUCCUCGCCUUUCGAAUACAUGAUGUUUGUCCUCAUCAUGCUCAACACACUCUGCUUGGCCAUGCAGCACUACGAGCAGUCCAAAAUGUUCAACGACGCCAUGGACAUCCUGAACAUGGUCUUCACCGGGGUGUUCACCGUCGAGAUGGUUCUGAAAGUCAUCGCGUUUAAGCCCAAGGGCUAUUUUAGUGACGCGUGGAACACGUUUGACUCCCUCAUCGUAAUCGGCAGCAUCAUAGACGUGGCGCUCAGCGAAGCGGACCCAACUGAAAGUGAGAAUGCCCCUGUCCCAGCCGCUACGCCUGGGAACUCUGAAGAGAGCAAUAGAAUCUCCAUCACCUUUUUCCGUCUUUUCCGAGUGAUGCGCCUGGUGAAGCUUCUCAGCAGGGGAGAAGGCAUCCGGACACUGCUGUGGACUUUCAUUAAGUCCUUUCAGGCACUUCCAUAUGUCGCCCUCCUCAUUGCCAUGCUGUUCUUCAUCUACGCGGUCAUUGGCAUGCAGAUGUUUGGGAAAGUUGCCAUGCGUGAUAACAACCAGAUCAACAGAAACAACAACUUCCAGACCUUUCCCCAGGCGGUGCUGCUGCUCUUCAGGUGUGCAACGGGGGAGGCCUGGCAGGAGAUCAUGCUGGCCUGCCUCCCGGGGAAGCUCUGCGACCCCGAGUCGGAUUACAGCCCCGGGGAAGAGUACACGUGCGGCAGCAACUUCGCCAUCGUCUACUUCGUCAGCUUUUACAUGCUCUGUGCGUUCCUGAUCAUUAAUCUGUUCGUGGCUGUCAUCAUGGACAAUUUUGACUACCUGACCCGAGACUGGUCCAUUCUGGGGCCUCACCAUUUAGACGAAUUCAAAAGAAUAUGGUCCGAAUAUGACCCGGAGGCCAAGGGAAGGAUAAAGCACCUGGACGUGGUUACCCUGCUGCGCCGCAUCCAGCCUCCCCUGGGGUUCGGGAAGCUGUGCCCGCACCGGGUGGCUUGUAAGAGGCUGGUGGCCAUGAACAUGCCUCUCAACAGCGAUGGUACAGUCAUGUUCAACGCAACCUUGUUUGCUCUGGUCCGAACAGCUCUUAAGAUCAAGACCGAAGGGAACCUGGAGCAAGCCAAUGAAGAACUUCGAGCUGUGAUCAAGAAAAUCUGGAAGAAAACCAGCAUGAAACUGCUUGACCAAGUUGUCCCUCCAGCCGGUGAUGAUGAGGUAACCGUGGGGAAGUUCUAUGCCACUUUCCUGAUACAGGACUACUUUAGGAAAUUCAAGAAACGGAAAGAACAAGGCCUGGUGGGAAAGCACCCUGCGAAGAACACCACAAUCGCCCUGCAGGCGGGACUAAGGACACUGCACGACAUUGGGCCGGAAAUCCGCCGUGCUAUAUCGUGUGACCUGCAGGACGACGAGCCCGAGGAAGCAAAGCGGGAGGAAGAAGAUAUGUUCAAAAGAAAUGGUGCCCUGCUUGGAAACCAUGUCAAUCAUGUUAAUAGUGAUAGGAGAGAGUCCCUUCAACAGACCAAUACCACCCACCGUCCCCUGCAUGUCCAAAGGCCUUCAGUUCCACCUGCAAGGGAUACUGAGAAACCGCUGUUUCCUCCAGCAGGAAAUUCGGUGUGUCAUAACCAUCAUAACCAUAGUUCCAUAGGAAAGCAACUUCCCACCUCAACAAAUGCCAAUCUCAAUAAUGCCAAUAUGUCCAAAGCUGCCCAUGGAAAGCGGCCCAGCCUUGGGAACCUUGAGCUUGUGUCUGAAAACGGGCACCAUUCCUCCCACAAGCAUGACCGGGAGCCUCCGAGAAGGUGCAGUGUUAAAAGAACCCGCUACUAUGAAACUUACAUUAGGUCCGACUCGGGAGACGAGCAGCUCCCGACUAUUUGCCGGGAAGACCUGGAGAUAGACGGCUACUUCAGGGACCCCCGCUGCCCAGGGGAGCAGGAGUAUUUCAGCAGUGAGGAGUGCUACGAGGAGGACAGCUCACCGACGGGGAGCAGGCACAGCUGUGGCUACUACAGCAGAUACGCCGGCAGCACCUUGGACCUGGAGAGGCCCCGCGGCUACCAUCACUCCCAGGGCUUCCUGGACGACGAGGACUCGGCUGUCUGCUACGAUUCCCGGAGGUCUCCGAGGAGACGCCUGCUACCUCCCACCCCGACAGCCCACCGCAGAUCCUCCUUCAACUUCGAGUGCCUGCGCCGGCAGAGCAGCCAGGAGGAGGUCCCCCUGUCGCCCGCCCUCCCCCACCGCACAGCCCUGCCUCUGCACCUGAUGCAGCAACAGAUCAUGGCAGUCGCGGGCCUAGAUCCGAGCAGAGCCCAGUACUCACCGAGUCACUCGACCCGGUCGUGGGCCACCCCUCCAGCGACCCCUCCGUACCAGGACUGGACGCCGUGCUACACCCCUCUGAUCCAGGUAGAGCGGUCCGAGUCCUUGGAACAGGUCAACGGCAGCCUGCCGUCCCUGCACCGCAGCUCCUGGUACACGGAUGAGCCCGACAUCGCCUACCGGACUUUCACGCCGGCCAGCCUGACCGUCCCCUGCAGCUUCCGGAACAAAGACAGCGACAAGCAGAGGAGCGCCGACAGCUUGGUGGAAGCGGUCCUGAUAUCUGAGGGCUUGGGACGAUACGCGAGGGACCCAAAGUUCGUGUCGGCGACAAAAUACGAAAUCGCCGAUGCCUGUGACCUGACCAUCGACGAGAUGGAGAGCGCGGCCAGCACCCUGCUCUGUGGGAACGCGUGUCCCCGCGCCAACGGGGACCUGGGCCCCGUCCCCCAGCGGCAGGGCUACGAGCUCCAGGACUUCGGCCCCGGCUACAGCGACGAGGAGCCGGACCCCGGGCGCGAGGAGGAGGACCUGGCGGAUGAGAUGAUCUGCAUCACCACGUUGUAGCCCCCGCCACCCCGGUCGGUCGGGCAGACGGGCUCUGGCCUCAGCAAUACCCAUGGGUCCUAACAACUGCUGUUCCCCACCGACACCUAGGAAAUGACUGCUGUUUUUACUUGGGCUACACGGAAGUCGAAGAAGUAAGAGCCAACUCCCAUCUGUUCGGUGAAAAUUCCUUGGAUAUAAAAUUCUGAGUUCAAGGGAACUUGACGCCACAGAAAUUUUUCUAAACUAUUUUGCGUCACUGUAAACCUGUCUGGAUACGAGACUCUCACCAGCUGCUGACUCGCCACCUGUCCUUUGGGCAGAGGCCCCCUGUGGCCCACUGCGUUGUGCUCCGGUCUGCCCCGAUGGGAUGCGGUGCGCCUCUGGUGCGGGAGGAACCGCGCAGGCAAGUGGGGUCGGGGCGGGCACGGGGUCUGUGCGGACCCCAAGGCUGCUGGGCCGCGCGUGCUCUCUGAGGGCUUUGAAGUGCAACUGGGCCAGGGCUCCCGCGCUGCUCCGUCCAGACGAAAGGCCGCCUCCUGCCCGGGUUACCGCGGCAGGCACGCCACUGCUAUCGCAGGCUCUUGGUUCCAAAUUUUUAAAUAGGACGCAGACAACGGAACUUUUUGUUGGUGGUGGGUUUUUUUUGUUUGUUUGUUUGUUUGUUUUUUUUUUUUGUAAAUAA